This is a messenger RNA of Entelurus aequoreus (snake pipefish), 4057 nucleotides long. RefSeq names its product NGFI-A-binding protein 1-like. The transcript is spliced from 8 exons. The record is from RefSeq and is a predicted model, not a curated record. Gene Ontology annotation, cellular component: nucleus. Lineage: Eukaryota; Metazoa; Chordata; Actinopteri; Syngnathiformes; Syngnathidae. Bases 140 to 1624 code for a protein of 494 amino acids. Gene Ontology annotation, biological process: negative regulation of DNA-templated transcription. Gene Ontology annotation, molecular function: transcription coregulator activity; transcription factor binding.
AAAUAAUUUUUGCGCCUUUGGCUUUUGUUGAAGAGGGAAACUUUCCAGAGGAGUCUCGCUGCGACAAAGAAAGGUGCUGAGGACUAUUUAGAAAAAGAAAAGGAACCCUGACCUGACCCCCCCCCAACACACACCAGGUAUGGCCGCGGUCUUGCCGAGGACGCUGGGUGAGCUCCAGCUCUACCGGAUCCUGCAGCGAGCCAACCUUCUCUACUACUAUGAAGCCUUCAUCCAGCAGGGCGGUGACGAUGUGCAGCAGCUGUGCGAGGCCGGUGAGGAGGAGUUCCUGGAGAUCAUGGCACUGGUCGGUAUGGCCAGUAAGCCAUUGCACGUACGCCGCUUGCAGAAAGCGCUACGCGACUGGGUCACCAACCCGGCCAUCUUCAACCAGCCCCUGACCUCACUGCCGGUCUGCAGCAUCCCUGUCUACAAGCUGCCUGAAGGCUCCCCGACAUUACUGAGUCCCCAGGACCGGGCCAAUACAUCCAGCACCAAGAUGACCAAAGCGGUCGCGACCUGCUCCGACGCAGGAAAGCUGGACGUGGCCCGGGACAAAGUGUCCGUAGGGUCUCCCCUCCAGGGAAAUAGCGAAGCUCGGUUCUGGUCGGGACACAGCAACGAUAGCGAGCACAGCCUUUCCCCCUCUGACCUGGGCUCGCCGUCCUCACCCAGAGAAGUGAUGGAGGCUCUGGAUGCGGCUGCCGUGCAGUCGGUCCUAGAGUGCGUGGACAGGAUGGCACCAGGACUUGCCAAGGCGGACAUCGCUGAUGUCAAAGAGCAGCUCAAGAGCAACAAGAAACUGGCAAAGAUGGUCGGACACAUCUUUGACCUGAGCGACGAGGAUCCGCGGAGGGAGGAGGAGAUUCGCAAAUACAGCGCCAUCUACGGACGCUUCGAUUCAAAGAGGAGGGACGGCAAACACCUGACACUCCACGAGCUGACGGUGAACGAGGCAGCAGCCCAGCUCUGCAUGAGGGACACUGCCCUGCUGACCCGCCGCGAUGAGCUCUUCGGACUCGCCCGGCAGAUCUCUAGAGAGGUCACCUAUAAGUACACCUACCGCACCAGCAAGUCUCGCUGUGGAGAUGAGCCCUCUCCUAAAAGAAUUAAAACUGAGGAGAACUUCUUUGACAUCCAGGAGGCGCUGCAGGCCAUUCACAUGAGGCAGGAGAUGCUGCGGGAGCAGCUGGCCUGCGCUAAGUCCAAAGGAGACGAAAGCAUCGGACGGAAUCUGCAGAUGCAGCUGGAGCGUCUGCUGGCGAGGCAGAUGGAGAUCCUGCAGGAUGCGGCGGUGCAGGAGCGGCUUCAGGCUCUGGACUGGAGGAUCCCCCCCGCCGCCUUGAAGUACCUGACUGACGCCCAGAACACCAACGGGGCCGCGGGUGACGCCAGCAGAGAGACCCAGGAUGAGCGACCCAUGAACCUGCGAGUUGUCAGUCAAACCAUGCAGGAAGGUGACCUCCCGCUGGGCAAACAGCUGGCCAACGAGCUGAAACGUCAUCACAACCACAACAGCAGCACAGAAGAGACCAAAACAGCAGCGACAGAAAACGGGACUUCCCAGCGAGCGUCCAGCAGCACAGACAAAAAGACCAUCAAGUCGGAACCGGAAGACUCCACAUAGUGCCUCCCGCUCGCUCCGCCCCCACGUCUCAUCGUAGUAUGCAGUAUUCAGCGUCACUAGGAACUAAGCGAGCACAGUCACAGUAGAGCCUUAACAACCAACGUUGCCUCAUGAAGAGUAUUUAUUUUUCCUGGGUUCGUGUCAGUGCCGACGCAUCAGAGCGAUGCUCGGCGGGUCUCCACUCGAAGCACGUUUGGACACACUUACCUCUCUGAACAUUUUCUUAUUUUUUUGCUCUGCCGAUCUGUCCUUCUAAAUCCAACAUCAGUGUCUCCGUUUGUGCUGGAAACAAAAACAGUCCCAGUUAGACUGAGAGCGAGCAUUAGGUUCCUUAUUUUAGGGUCUGGAUGACUCCACCGCUUUAGUCUGGUGUAUAUUUAUGUGAGGUCUUUUUUUUUUGUAGUACUAUUACACACCCGAACCUUGUGGGGGGGUUUCCGGUAACUGCUGGUGAUCCAGAAGGACACACCUGCAAGCAGAAUAUCCCCCGACUGAAGAUGUGACGCUUCACCAGAAAUCCCUUUCAGGCAGCGUGUGUGUGUGUGUGUGUGUGUGUGUGUGUGUGUGUGUGUGUGUGUGUGUGUGUGUGUGUGUGUGUGUGUGUGUGUGUGUGUGUGUGUGUGUGUGUGUGUGUGUGUGUGUGUGUGUGUGUUCUUCUAUCUCUACCCUUCUUGAGUUAAGGACCGAAAUCAUGGUCCCAAUACGGAAAAAACAUUGCAUCUGCUAGAGAGCCAAAUACUAGAGUCCGUGAACAUUGCUCCAAAGUCAGGAUUUUUUUUGUUUGUUGUUGAUUUAAUGCGCACACAAAAGUAAACAUUGACAGGUGCAAAGGCAGGAAUAUAUCAAUCAAUCAAUCAAUGUUUAUUUAUAUAGCCCUAAUAUCACAAGUGUCUCAAAGGGCUGCACAAGCCACGACGACAUCCUCGGUACAGAGCCCAUAUAAGGGCAAGGAUAUACUCACAACCCAGUGGGACGUCAAUGUGGAGAGGACCGCAGAUGUGGGUGCCCCCCCCCCCCCCGCCCCCCCACCCCUGGAGUGGGUCUGACAUAAUAUUGUGAAAGUCCAGUCCACAGUGGAGCUAACAUAAUAGUGAGAGUCCAGUCCAUAGUGGAUCUAACAUAAUAUUGUGAGAGUCCAGUCCAUAGUGGAUCUAACAUAAUAUUGUGAGAGUCCAGUCCAUAGUGGAUCUAACAUAAUAGUGAGAGAGUCCAGUCCACAGUGGAGCUAACAUAAUAGUGAGAGUCCAGUCCAUAGUGGAUCUAACAUAAUAGUGAGAGUCCAGUCCAUAGUAGAUCUAACAUAAUAGUGUGAGAGUCCAGUCCAUAGUGGAUCUAACAUAAUAGUGUGAGAGUCCAGUCCAUAGUGGAUCUAACAUAAUAGUGAGAGUCCAGUCCAUAGUGGAUCUAACAUAAUAGUGAGAGUCCAGUCCAUAGUGGAUCUAACAUAAUAGUGAGAGUCCAGUCCAUUGUGGAUCUAACAUAAUAGUGAGAGUCCAGUCCAUAGUGGAUCUAACAUAAUAGUGAGUGUCCAGUCCAUUGUGGAUCUAACAUAAUAGUGAGAGUCCAGUCCAUAGUGGGAGAAUCCCAAGCGGAGACGGGUGAGCAGCGCAGAGAUGUCCCCAACCGAUGCACAGGCAAGUGGUCCACCACGGGUCCCGACUCUGGUCAGCCGACUCUGGUAAACCGACUCUGUGCCCCCCCCCUCCACAAGGGAGAGGGGGGCAGAGGAGAUAAGAAAAGAAACGGCAGAUCAACUGGUCUAAAAAGGGGGUCUAUUUAAAGCAGGGGUCCCCAAACUUUUUGACUCGGGGGCCGCAUUGGGUUAAAACAAUUUGGCUGGGGGCCGGGCUGUAUAUACACUACCGUUCAAAAGUUUGGGGUCACCCAAACAAUUUUGUGGAAUAGCCUUCAUUUCUAAGAACAAGAAUAGACUGUCGAGUUUCAGAUGAAAGUUCUCUUUUUCUGGCCAUUUUGAGCGUUUAAUUGACCCCACAAAUGUGAUGCUCCAGAAACUCAAUCUGCUCAAAGGAAGGUCAGUUUUGUAGCUUCUGUAACGAGCUAAACUGUUUUCAGAUGUGUGAACAUGAUUGCACAAGGGUUUUCUAAUCAUCAAUUAGCCUUCUGAGCCAAUGAGCAAACACAUUGUACCAUUAGAACAUUGGAGUGAUAGUCGCUGGAAAUGGGCCUCUAUACACCUAUGUAGAUGUUGCACCAAAAACCAGACAUUUGCAGCUAGAAUAGUCAUUUAAAACAUUAGCAAUGUAUAGAGUGUAUUUCUUUAAAGUUAAGACUAGUUUAAAGUUAUCUUCAUUGACAAGUACAGUGCUUUUCCUUCAAAAAUAAGGACAUUUCAAUGUGACCCCAAACUUUUGAAUGGUAGUGUAUGUAUAUAUAUAUAUAGAUAGAUAGAUAGAUAGAUAGAUAGAUAGAUAG